AUGGCUUCUUUCAUUCGUUGGUACAACGCCCGGCUGGCCGCUCGCCCGCUGCUCACUCAGAGCGUCACCACUGCGGUGCUCUUUGCUACUGGUGAUAUCACGGCUCAGCAGCUCGUCGAGAAGAAGGGCGUCGAGAAGCAUGACUUGGUUCGAACAGGCCGCAUGGCCCUGUACGGUGGCUUCGUCUUUGGCCCUGUUGCGACAACCUGGUUUGGUUUCCUCGCUCGCAAUGUCAACGCGCGCAACAAGAAGGUUGAAACUCUCGCCCGUGUGGCUUGCGAUCAGCUUCUCUUCGCACCCGUCAUGAUCGGCGUCUUCCUUGGCAGCAUGGCCACCAUGGAAGGCAACAGCCCCAAGCAACGAGUCGAGACCACCUGGUGGCCGGCGCUCAAGGCUAACUGGAUGCUCUGGCCUUUCGUCCAGGUCAUCAACUUCUCCUUCAUCCCCCUCCAGCACCGAGUCUUCUUUGCCAAUAUCGUGUCGAUCGGUUGGAACUCCUACCUGAGCUGGAUCAACAACCGGUAA
Fusarium keratoplasticum is the source of this 525-nucleotide messenger RNA. RefSeq lists its product as uncharacterized. The coding region runs from base 1 to 525 and encodes 174 amino acids. Lineage: Eukaryota; Fungi; Ascomycota; Sordariomycetes; Hypocreales; Nectriaceae. The transcript has 3 exons. The record is from RefSeq and is a predicted model, not a curated record. Gene Ontology annotation, cellular component: mitochondrion; membrane; cytoplasm.